AUGGUCAAUCCAAAAGAGCAAUUGCAAGCUAUUAUAACCAGAAGUGGGGUACAACUUCCUGAGAUACGUGUGAAGAGACCAAAGCCAAAAAACGAAGAAAUAAUAAGUGAAGAGGCCGGUACAGAAGCAGAGUCUGAACACCUAAAUGACAAAGGGAACAAAAGGAAAGAAAUACCUAUAGUGAGAGCACCCAGCCCCGUGAGAGCUUACGUGCCACCAAUUCCCUUCCCUCAAAGAUUACAAAGAAAGAAGUUGGACAAUCAAUUUGCCAGAUUUGUAGAGAUUUUCAAGAAACUGCACAUCAAUAUUUCAUUUGCAGAUGCAAUUGCACAAAUGCCUAGCUACGCAAAAUUUUUGAAAGAAAUCCUAUCUAACAAAAGGAAGUUGGAAGAACGUGAGAUAGUCUGCCUGAACGAGGAGUGCAGUGUAAUUCUAUUGAGAAAGCUACCUCUUAAACUAAAAGACCAAGGGAGUUUCACGAUACCGUGUACAAUCGGUUCUAAUUAUUUUGAACAAUCCCUAUGUGAUUUGGGUGCCAGUGUUAACCUUAUGCCUCUCUCUAUUUACAUGUCUCUUGGGUUGAGAGAAACAAAAACUAAAACAAUCUCUUUGCAACUGGCCGAUAGAUCGAUCAAACGAUCGAAGGGGAUUAUUGAAGAUAUGCUAGUCAAAGUUGACAAAUUCAUUUUUCCGGCUGACUUCAUCAUUUUGGACAUGGAGGAGGAUUCAAACAUUCCUUUGAUUUUGGGAAUUCCCUUCUUGGCUAUCGAAAGAGCGUUGAUUGAUGUUUAUGAUGGAAAGAUGAUUAUUCGAGUGGACAAUGAGCAAGUCAUAUUCAACUUGUUCAAGGCGAUGAGACAUCCAUUAACUUCGGACACUUGUUUCCAAGUAGAUGUUCUUGAAGAGCUUGUGGCAGAUAUAUCGAAGACAGAGCAUCGAACAAAUCUUUGUGAGGCAAAACUGGAAGUAACAAAUGUAGGAAAAGCUGAAUGUGUUGUUAACUUAGCCGAGCAACGAAUAGGAAGAAGACAUUGGCAAUUUGAAUCUCUUAGUGACAACCUUUCAUCCCCGGUACCCUCAGUGGAAAAGGCACCCACUCUCGAGCUAAAGCCCUUACCUUCAUAUCUUCGUUAUACGUAUUUGGGAGACUCUGCAACACUUCGAGUAAUCAUUGCAAAUGACAUGACAAGAGAAGAGAAGAAUAAAUUGUUGGAGGUACUCAGACAGCACAAAAUAGCAAUUGGAUGGACGAGAGCUGACAUCAGAGAGAUCAGUCCAACUUUGUGCAUGUAUAAGAUUUUAAUGGAGGACGAGUCAAAGCCAUCAGUAGAAGGACAACGCAGGUUAAACCAAACCUUGAAAGAAAUAGUGCGAAAAGAAUUACUAAAAUUACUAGAUCCAAGAAUAAUUUAUCUCAUAUCUGAUAGUUCGUGGAUGAGUCUUGUACAUGUUGUGCUUAGAAAUGGUGGAAUCACAGUGGAGAAGAACAAGAAUAACGAGCUAAUACCAACACGGUUAGUGAUAGAGUGGAGAGUAUGUAUAGAUUAUAGAAAGCUAAAUAAUGCAACCAGAAAGGACCAUUUUCCAUUGCCAUUCAUUGAUUAG
Molecule: messenger RNA, 1605 nt
Organism: Olea europaea var. sylvestris
Lineage: Eukaryota; Viridiplantae; Streptophyta; Magnoliopsida; Lamiales; Oleaceae
Exons: 1
Coding region: 1-1605 (534 amino acids)
Source: RefSeq, a predicted model, not a curated record